Messenger RNA from Tricharina praecox, 744 nucleotides. RefSeq lists its product as uncharacterized. NCBI's taxonomy places the organism in Eukaryota, Fungi, Ascomycota, Pezizomycetes, Pezizales, Pyronemataceae. The record is from RefSeq and is a predicted model, not a curated record. The transcript has 3 exons. The annotation marks the transcript as partial.
CAGCUCUCGACGUAGUGAUACCCACCUCUGUUGCUUCGAAGAGGCGAGAUUUGCCCAACAGUGCUUUGUACAGUGCGUGCGACAAUGUUCGAUUCUUCGACUAUUCCGGGACGAAAGUUCGGAAAACCGUUUUCUGUGCGGACGAUUGUCGGGAUUAUGCAUUGCGCCUUGGUAAGCGAGACAGGUAUCACAACGUCUGUCCUCCGGAUCCGCUUUCUCGGUGUCCACGAAACUGACCCGUCGGUGGAAAGUCUCGCUCAUUUACACAGAAAAUUCUUCCAGGAUCUCUGAACUGAGCGUGCCUUUCGAGUCGCAUAGCACGGAGAGUGAAACAGUCGUCAUGAGAUGUCAUCUUGAGCAGAUAUAAAGCGUUCUUGUCAGGUCUCCAUCUCGAACUAAACCGCACAGACAACUUGAAUCAGCACCACCCGUCAAAGUCCAAAACCAUCUCCGAGACAGGUUCACCAUGCGAUCAUCCUGGACCAUGACCAUGCUUCUCUCGGCCGUCCUCGCCGCUCAGGCGUCGCCUACAUUGGAGAAACGGUCUUGCAGCCGCGACCGCACUCCCGCCGCACGGAGUGUCUGCGAACUCUUCCUGUCGCCGGGCACGAAUGAGGCACGGAAGUGCGAGCGACUGGUCCAAGAGAUAGCGGCCAUCAACUGCUUCUGCAAAAACGCCGCGGCCGUCGUCUACAGGCCUGAUAUCGAUCACCCGUGGUGUCUCGAUAACCAGAGUUGCUUGGC